AUGGCGGAGGUACAAAACGGAGCUGGCGCUGAGAAGCUCUCUGCGGUGGCUUUCACGGCGGUGAAGCCAUGGGUUGUGGUGGAUGCACCGAAAGCCAGCGACGCCGUGCAGUUUUACAAGACGGCCUUUGGAGCCGAGGAGCUGAGCCGCGUCAUGCACCCCAAGAGGAAGGCUGAUCAAGAGAUUCCGCUUGUUCUCUCUGCUGAACUCAAGAUCGGCUCUGCUAUUGUUGUUGUAUCGGACCUCAUUGAUGACGACUCUGCUCCGGUCAAGUCUGCUGUAACCGAAGGUGUGUUCUGCCUUGAGACUGAGGAGGUGGAACCUGCCUUGUCCCAGGCGGUGAACGCCGGCGCCACUGCGGAAGGAGAGAUAUCCGAGGGUGACAGCGCGUGCUGCGGUGGGCGCGUGGGUAAGGUGAAGGACCCUUAUGGUAAUAUCUGGCUUAUCUGCUCUCCCCCGAAGAAAUGCGCUGACGUGGCAGCUUGA
Fraxinus pennsylvanica is the source of this 486-nucleotide messenger RNA. The record is from the annotation of a GenBank genome assembly. Lineage: Eukaryota; Viridiplantae; Streptophyta; Magnoliopsida; Lamiales; Oleaceae.